AUGAAACUAAAUCAAAUCCUCCUCCAAAUUCUAAUUUCUUUUAGCAUAAUCAAAUAAUUAUUUAGUUAAAUUUUAAAUGAAGCAAAUCUAUUGUUGCUAAGCGCUUCACCCAUAUCAAUUGUAGAGCUUAAAUAAUAUUAAUCGGGAGCAGGAUUUCACAUAGCGCUAACGCCUGAUAAUAAUUAUGCUUUUUUAUCAUGCCUAACAGGCGGAUUUUUAGUUUUUAAUGUUAGUAAUCCUUUUAAUCCUUCUCUCAUAAUUUAAGUUAAGGGUUACGAUGUACGAUAUAUUGCUCUUGAUUCUCAGUAUGCUUAUGUAGUAGAUGAUAUAGCUGGAUUAAGCAUAUAUAAUAUAUAAAAUAUCAAUUAAAUAAACAUUGUAGGUUAAAUGUCUUUUUCAUAACCUAUUUAAAGUGCUUUAAAAUUGAAAAAAUCAGAUACUCUAUUAGUAAUAGGAAAUGGUAUUAUGUUUUCUGUUGAUGUGAGUGAAAAAACUUAACCAAAAAUACUUUCUUAGUCAGGAACUAGUAAUUCGGCGUGUUAUGAUAUAAUUGCUAAUAAAGAAGAAACAUUUGCUUUUGCUUCAUAAGGAUAAUUUGGUGUUGGUAUAUACAACAUUAGUAAUUUAAAUAAGAUAUAAUAAAUCAUUUUACAAACACCAAAUUGGAUUGUAUAUCAAACUGCUCUCCAUUAAGAUGAAGAUAUUCUUUAUGUUGUUGAUGGUUGGUAUGGAUUAUAUUAUGCGGACAUUAGCUCUGUUACCUCACCAAAUCCUCCAUCUACUUUGUAAUUAGUAUUUAAUGUGAUAGUCUAAUACCCCGGUUUUGUUAUAUCAGGGGCUAUUUUAAGUUCAGAUAAGAAAUAUUUGGUGUUUGCAAUAAAAUCUGUAGGCUUUAAAAUAUACGAUAUAAGCAGCUAACCCACAAUGAAAAAGAAUCCAUAAAUAGUUUAUCAGCUAGAUGGUAGUUAUCUAAUGAAAUCUUUUGUAUUUUCAUCUAAUAAUAAUUACUUUUUAAUUAACAAUGGACUUGAAUUGGUAAUACAUAAAUAAGUUACUCCAAAUCUGAAUAGAGACUUUCCAAAUAUUUUUAAUUCUUUUUAAAGCACUCUAACUUUUCUGGGUAUUGAAUUUUGGCCAUACCAUCUUCAUAUUUUCUAAGAUGGGAAGACAGCAGCUGUUAAUGUUGGCUUGAUAGGUACUAAAUUAUAUGAUAUUUCUGAUAUCGAUCAUCCUGUUUGGCUUUCUACUAUAAAGUCUUAAGGCGGAACUUCCCAAGAUUAUGUUUAUGCUUAGCCAAGCAACGAAAAUAUUUUGUUUGUUGGUGGAAGUUAGCUCGGAGUUCAUAUUUAUGACAUAACUGAUAAAAAAAAUCCUAAUUUAAUUACAACCUACGCACCAAAUCCAAAUCUUCAAAAUAACAGUGAUGGAUUUGACAUGAAUGAAGAUAGGAGUAUAGUUAUUAUAGGAAAUUCUGAAUUUGGAAUAGGUUUAGCUGAUUUUAGAGAUUACAAGAACCCAAAAAAAUAUAGUAAUUUACCUAGUUUAUUAAGUUCAAAUGUAAAAAAAGUAAAGUUGAGUAAAAACAGUAAAUAUGCUUAUCUAGCUUCACUAGAAGUUGGUUUGAUAAUAUUAGAUAUUUCAGAUCCUUAUUAACCAAAAAUGGCGUCUGCUGUCUUCCAAAUGGCUGGUGAAACAGUAAAACUUUCUUCUGAUGAAAAUUAUGCAUACUUAUCAAAUGGAUUUACAGGAAUAACAAUAAUCAACAUUCAAAACCCUUUUUAGCCUUUUAUAGUUUCUUCUAUUCCUGUCGAUGGCUGGGCUAUAGAUUCAUUUACAAUGUUUAAUGAAAAAUAUAUAAUUGCCUGUACAGCUGAAAAAGGAUAAGUAGUAGCAAUAGACAUUUCCCAAAAAGAUAAACCUCAUAUACUAGCAAAGUUUUCUAUUUUAGAUGAACACAGCUUCUCAAUUGCAUCAACUCCAAACUAUUCAGCGGCGAUUUUCAUUGGUGCCAAGGGAAUGAGGAUUUUACCUUUAGAUACACAUACAUAUAUUCAUAGCCAAUAUAUUGAAAUAUUAAGUAACAUUAACAGUUCUUAGAAAUAAAGAGAUAUGAAUAUUGGAGAGGCUUUAAAGGUAGGUUCUACUAUAUAGAUUACUUUUGCAAGUGUUUACACUGAACGAGAAAUCAUUUAUGAAAAUGCUUUUAAUUAUCAGAAUUAUGAAAUUAAAAACUUACCAUAAUACAUGUAGUUUAAUUCAAUUUAGCAGUAGUUAAUUAUCAAAGUAGAUAAAGACUAAGUUUCAAGUAAUAAAUUAGGAGAAAAUAUCGUCCUAUUACAGCUUUCAAUUUAAAUAACUUACUAAUAAAUUAUGGCUAUUCAUCCAGUAAUUUAGCUCAACUUAGCUUUAGGAAUUAUCUAAUGCUUAAUACAAGCUAACUUUCUAAAUUAGUAAUAAUUUUUAAAUCUGUCUUUCGAUCCAUCAAGACCAUUUUAUUUGGAUUUUUAUACGUUCUUGAAUAUUCCAAAGACUUAAUUUGAACCUAUUGAUUAGUAAAUAUAAAAUGGAAUAUAAAAUCUGUUAAAAUACUCAAGAAUUCUAUAUCCUAUCAAAUUUUUUGUUACGUCUUCAUUGAUAAUAAAUAAAAAUACUAAAUUAGAUUAAGUAAUUGAAACUCCUUCUUAAAGUGUCAGUGUACUGUUUACUAUAUUACCUAAAUAGGGAUAAUCUAAGCCUAAUGGAGCAUUCAUCAAAAAAUCUUUUUAAGGAGUAUUAGCUUCAUUUUCAGACUCAUAAGACUAAUUAAAAUUAGAAGGCUCAUUAUAAAAUGUUAAUAUAAUUCUCAACUAAAAUAUAUAAGUUGCAAAUUUAACAGCAUUAGAAGAUAUUUAAAUUAGCUAUACAAUAUCAGAUGGUAGUAAUUUUGAUAUUAACUCCUAAGAUUCUCUACUUAACUUAACUUUUAUAGCAUUAAAUAAACCUGUAGUUUUAAAUAAAAAUAUAUAGGAUUAACUUAAUAACUAAUUCUCAAAAUCAGGUAUGUAUGUUGCUGAAUAAUUCAAUUUUAAACUGGAUUCAUAAACCUUUGUUGAUUUAGAUUCUUAUAAUAACGAUUUAAUUUAUUCAGCUUACUUUGUGCAUUCUAAUUCAUUAGAGCCAAUUACUGAGACUUCAGAUAAAAUAUAAUUUAAUCCAAGAUAAGCAACAUUUAUAGGCAUUAUACCAUAAUCUGAAUUAUUUAAUACGUAUAGAAUAAGAGUAGUUGCCUCAGACGGAUAUACUUUUGCUUAGGAUGAAUUUGUUAUGGACUUUAGACUUAUGCCUCUUGGAUUAAUAGUCUAAUUGUUAUUUUAAAUUAUUGGACCUAUUAUUGGUGUUUUAGGUUUAUGGAGAUACCGUUCAUUUUUUUACAGACUUUUAAUGAAGAAAUAAUAUUCUUAUAUGAAAGAGCAUGCGUAUAUUGGAGAGGAAUACAGAAAAAAAAUAGUGCUAAUGAGCUCGAUUUAAUCUGAUUUCUAAAAAAUAUGGAAAAUUUAUAAAAAAUAAAAUAAAGAUUAUAAAAAGAAAAUAUGGGAAAGUUAUAAUUAAAAAAAGGCAGAGUUUUUGGAAGAUUUGAUUAUGGAGCUUGAAAAAAUCUACAAUUAGAAACAAAAGGAAUAUCCAUAUAUACAGGAGCAGGAGUUUAUUUUUCCAUUUUCUCGUCUAAAUUAUAUCCUGUAAGUUUACAUACUAGAUAUUUAUUUAAAGCUACCUUAAAAUUAACCUGUCUUAAAAGGUUUUGAGAGUUUAAAAAAGAAAAGUAUUUAAUAAUUAAAGAAUUAAAAAAAUUGGUAUAGAAAAUAUGUAAGAAUAAAUAUAGAUUCAAACUGGAAAGCUAAAAAAAGAGAAUUUGAGACUAGCUAGAAUUAAUCUUAAUCAAUUCAUAUUUUUGAUGCUAAAGAUCAUGUAAACUAAACUCAAGCUGCAAUAUCUUUGAAUGUUCCAAAUUAAAAUCCUUUUCCCAAAGUUGAAUUUUUAGAUGAUUUAAUCAACAAAGAUCUAGAGGAGUGUAAAAUUAUAUGUGAUAAAAAUUUAUUGAAAGAAUUGAUAACUUUUGAGGUAUAUGGAAUAAUUGUAAAAUAACCUUUUAGAUUCUCGCCAUCUAGAGGAGAAAGCUUGCACUUACUUUCUUCUGAUCUUAUUAGUGUUAACGCAUAUAUAAAGGACAAAGGAUCUUGUCAAUGUAUAAAAAGAUGCUUAGAAAUAGAUUAUAAGCCUAUUGGAUUAUAUCAUAACUCACCACUUCCAUCUUGGCUUGAAUGUGAUAUAAUUGAUGAUGUUAUAUAUUUAUGGGGAACACCAACAAAUAAAGAUAUAGGCACAGUAUAGUUAAGAAUAAGUGAUUUGUUUGGAUUUACUGUAAUGUAGUUCGAUUUAGACAUAUAGCACAAAGAUGAAUAAGAUAAUCCUAUUAAAAAGUUGACAAGUGAAAGAAACAUUAAAAUAUAAAUGAGAUAAAAUAAUUUAAGGAUGCCAAAUAGCAACGUAUCAAACAAAAAUUAAAAGAAAAGCGUACUUGAAAUUUAUUCUUAUGCUAACAGUGAAGUAAACUUUAAAUAAUAUCACAAAAACUCAGAAUAACAUCAAGUAAAAUUUUCAGACAAUAAGUCAGAAAAAGAUGAAAAUCAUGAAAUUCUUUCAUUUGAAAUGCUUUCUUAAAAUAACGUAAAUGAUAUUAGAUCAUUUGAAUAUGUUCCUUCUCAAAACAAAUAAAAAACUACAAUUUAACAAUUGAUUUUUAAUAAAUCUUAAGCAGGUGAUGAUGAUGAAGAAGAUAAAAAAAUGUAACUUAAAUAAUACAUUACUAUUACGAAUAACUUAGAAACUAAAGAAAAUCAAUCAAAUUAAGUCUUUUAGGAAGAUAAAUAAUUAUAAAAUAUGUGA
Messenger RNA from Tetrahymena thermophila SB210, 4923 nucleotides. Its product is annotated as MFS transporter. Gene Ontology annotation, molecular function: calcium ion binding. Gene Ontology annotation, cellular component: membrane. The record is from RefSeq and is a predicted model, not a curated record. The transcript has 8 exons. NCBI's taxonomy places the organism in Eukaryota, Ciliophora, Oligohymenophorea, Hymenostomatida, Tetrahymenidae.